Messenger RNA from Mytilinidion resinicola, 744 nucleotides. RefSeq lists its product as uncharacterized. Lineage: Eukaryota; Fungi; Ascomycota; Dothideomycetes; Mytilinidiales; Mytilinidiaceae. The transcript has 4 exons. The coding region runs from base 1 to 579 and encodes 192 amino acids. The record is from RefSeq and is a predicted model, not a curated record.
AUGUGGCUCGGCAGCCGUUCUAGUAGGACAUUACGAUAUAGAAACCCUUCUGCAGACGAGCAAGGAUUGACCAUGCAAGUGGGUAGCCACGAAUUUUGGAGCGGGUCGCGAAUCUGCAGGAGUGUAAUAAGGGUCUUCGAGAUGCAGCAAAGUACACCAGCAUCUCAGCAUCACCGUACUCUGCAGCCACUAAGAUGGAGCCAAGCUGUACUAGGCUGGCAAAGGACACUUACCGUAGCAAUCAUAGCUUUCGUUGUGGGAGAUUUCAUGUGGUUGUUAACAGACGUCGAAGUGCUCGGCUCGCUGAUAACCCCGUCUUAUCGUCGCCGCCGUCUCCUUCUCUCAUCGCCGCCGCCGUCCCGUCUCUCAUCGCCGCCGCCGUCCCCCGUCUCAUCGUCGCCGCCGUCCCCUUCUCUCAUCGCCGCCGCCGUCCCGUCUCUCAUCGCCGCCGCCGUCCGUCUCAUCGCCGCCGCCGUCCGCCGUCUCAUCGCCGCCGCCGCGGUCCCUCUCUUAAUGACUCGCGAGGCGACGUUCGUGCGGUGGUGUCGCGGGUCGCGCGAGCUUGAUAUUGCAACAUGACUUCAUGCUUUUCGAGGGCAAUUCCGGUAAUAUAACCGCGAUUGACGGUACAUCUAUAAAAUCUGAUAAGAUUUAGAUGGUGGCGUUGUUUAAGAAACUCCAAGACCUUUACUUCCUUAAGAAGCAUUCAGGGCAAGAGCUUUGUCUCUUCUUUAUUGUCAAGAU